This is a messenger RNA of Camelina sativa (false flax), 3697 nucleotides long. The record is from RefSeq and is a predicted model, not a curated record. NCBI's taxonomy places the organism in Eukaryota, Viridiplantae, Streptophyta, Magnoliopsida, Brassicales, Brassicaceae.
CACAGCCGCGGAGUCGUUGAAGGCUAAAUAAAAAUCUAACCAACCCCAUUGAGAUUGAGAGCACUCCUAUUAGCUCUUUUUACCCAAAAACCAUCCAUGAAUCCUUCUUCUCAUCAUCAUCAUCAUCAUCAUCGUCAUCGUCUUCAUCACCCUCGCCGACCUCACUCUGGAUUCCGAUUCUCUCAUCUCCGUCCCUAGUUUCACCUUCCUCCGGCGAUGAAAGCGUCUCUUCUUACCGGAGAAGCCAGAGCUUGGAGGUAUUAGGGUUUUCUUUUUCCGUGCAACGGCGGUGACGAAAUUUUCCUUGAUUUUUUACUUUCAAGAAAUUGGAUGGCGGAAGAGAAUCGUAGGGAUCGAGGUGUUUCGUCUACGGUUGCGAUUCCGUCUGGUUUGAACCGGAUCAAAACUCGGUUAGCUUCGUCAGGUCCUAGGCCUGAAGAUUUCUCCGAUAAGCCUCCGUUUAAUCGUAAUCAGAAGAGUAUUGUUCCUCGUGGACAUGGUAGAACCACUAGCUCUUCCAAACAAGGAACAAAAUUGUCAAGAUGGCUCGCUUCGUAUAAACCCAAGUAUCCUUGUCACCCUCCAAAAUAUGUUUGCUCGAGCAGUGAGGAUGCCAAGUUAAAAGUCAAGAACUCUUGUAAAGUAGAAGAGAGGAUGGUUAAGGUAUCUGAAACUGCCCUUCCCUCUUCCAAGUCAAUGGGUAUAAAGAGCUUUUCCCAUGAGUUAGGGCCAAGGGGUGGUGUUCAAACUCCUUAUCCUCGUCCGCACAGCUACAACGAUUUGAAGGAACUUCUGGGCUCACUUCACUCAAGAUUUGAUGUUGCUAAGGAGACUGUGGAUAAGAAGCUGAAUGACUUUGUCAUAGAUGUGAAAGAGGCUAUAGAGAAAAUGGAUCCAUCAUGUCCUGAAGAUCGAGAAAUGGUAGAGGAGUUACUUAACUUGGCUCGAGCCUGUAUGGAGAUGACAUCUGCCCAACUUCGUGCUACUUGUGAAUCUAUCGUCCAAGACUUGACUAGGAAAAGGAAACAGUGCCAAGCAGGACUAGUGAAGUGGUUGUUUUCUCAGUUGCUUUUUAUAUUGACUCACUGUACAAGAGUUGUGAUGUUUCAGAAGGAGACUGAGCCAAUUGAUGAGAGUUCCUUCCGUAAAUUUAAGGAAUGUUUAGAUAGAAUCCCUGCUUUGGAAACAGAUUGGGCUACUCCUAGAGUUGAUGAUUCUGGUUCUGGUAAUCCUAAAUAUCAAAGGAAUGAAGAAGGAAAAAAGUUCAAGAGACAGGACAAAGAAUCUUUGGAAUCCGAGACAGCUUUCGGUUCUGCCAUAGCAGUUGAAAAUAGCAAUAAUGCUGAUAGGGAAGGUUAUGCAGCUGCUAAACAGGUUUUUCCAUCGCAGAAACCCGAAUAUGAUAGUAAAGUGGUAGAACAAAGAUUUUAUUCAAGCGAUGAGUCUGAAGAUAAGAUGCCAAAUGAGCCUGGAAAAGAGUUAGGUGGAUCUGAUUAUGUAAUAUGCAGGAUAUGCGAGGAGGAAGUUCCUCUCUCACAUCUGGAACCGCACUCUUACAUAUGUGCGUACGCAGAUAAAUGUGAAAUAAAUUGUUUGGAUGUCGAUGAGCGCCUUUUGAAACUUGAGGAGAUACUGGAACAGAUAAUUGAUUCACGAAGUUUAAAUUCCUUCACUCAAGCUGGUGGCCUGGAAAACUCUGUUUUGCAGAAAUCUGGAGUUGCAUCUGAAGGUUGUUCUCCCAAGAUAAAUGAAUGGCGGAAUAAAGGUGUAGAGGGAAUGUUUGAGGAUCUGCAUGAGAUGGACACUGCCUUCAUAGAUGAGUCUAGCACAUAUCCUAUUAACCUGAAGAGCCAUGUAGGGGCCAAACUUUGCCAUCAUGGCACUUCAUCAUCAACAGGUAGCAUCACGUCAGUAUCUUCAACAAAUACCCCCAGAACAAGUCACUUUGACUCCUAUUGGCUAGAGCGGCAUUGUCCAGAGCAAGAGGAUCUUCAACUGAUGAUGGACCUAUCUGAUAUUGCCCGCUGUGGAGCAAGCACAGAUCUCUUGAAAGAGGGGUCCUGUGACUAUCUGAUGGCCUGCAUGCAAGACAUACAAGCUGUCUUAAAGCAAGGCAAGCUCAAAGCAGUUGUAAUAGAUACUUUUGGGGGGCAGAUCGAGAAACUUCUCUGCGAGAAAUAUAUAUAUGCUCGUGAAUUGACUGCCAAUAAAAGUUCAGCGGGUAACGUAGAAAGUGAAGAUGUCUUGGAGCAUGCAGUAGCUACUCCACACUUACUGCUGAAAGAUAGGAUAAGUAUCGAUGACUUUGAGAUUAUCAAACCAAUAAGUAGAGGUGCCUUUGGUAAAGUCUUUCUUGCACGCAAAAGAACAACAGGAGACUUUUUUGCAAUAAAGGUACUCAAAAAGCUGGAUAUGAUAAGGUGCAGAGAUAACCUCUACUUGGUAAUGGAAUAUCUUAAUGGUGGUGAUCUAUACUCUCUGCUCCAAAAAGUUGGGUGCCUUGACGAGGAAAUUGCUCGUAUUUACAUCGCGGAACUGGUUCUUGCAUUGGAGUACCUCCAUUCUCAGAAAAUUGUGCACCGUGAUUUAAAGCCUGAUAACCUGUUAAUCGCCUAUAAUGGGCACAUCAAGCUAACAGACUUUGGGCUUUCAAAGAUUGGUCUUAUAAACAACACAAUUGAUUUAUCUGGCCAUGGGUCAGAUGUAUCUCCAAGAAUAAGUUCUCAUCAUUUCCAGAAGAACCAAGAAGAAGAAAGAAUUCGGAAUUCAGCUGUUGGGACACCUGACUACUUGGCGCCAGAGAUUCUUCUUGGAACUGAACAUGGUUAUGCUUCAGAUUGGUGGUCUGUUGGAAUCGUCUUGUUCGAAUUGAUAACUGGAAUUCCACCUUUUACAGCAGCCCGCCCAGAGAUAAUAUUUGACAACAUCCUGAACGGAAAAAUGCCGUGGCCAGAUGUCCCUGGUGAAAUGUCAUAUGAAGCUCAGAAUUUGAUUAACAGGCUUCUUGUCCAUGAGCCGGAAAAGCGACUGGGGGCAAAUGGGGCGGCAGAGGUAAAGUCACAUCCCUUCUUUCGAGGAGUUGACUGGGACAAUCUUGCAUUGCAAAAGGCUGCUUUUGUACCGCAGCCUGAGAGUAUAGCGGACACAAGCUAUUUCGUAUCACGCUUCUGUGAAAACAGUUGCAGUGAUAGUGAAACUGACAACAACAGCGGGUCAUUUCCAGAUUCAGGAGACGAGUUGGAUGAAUGUACCAACCUGGAGAAGUUUGAUUCUCCACCUUAUUAUCUCUCGCUCAUUAACUUUUCUUUUAAGAAUUUGUCACAAUUGGCUUCGAUAAACCAUGAUGUGCUAUUGCAAAAGGAUCCAGCUAAAGGAGGAGGAGACUCACCCUUUAAAAGCCAUGGAACGUAGAGCUUUGCUACAACCGUCAAAUAGCAUUAGUCCGCGGUUUGGUCUGGUUUGGGUCUGCUUUGACCGUUGUAGCUGCUGCUGCUACUAUGCUGAAAUUGUUACCUUAAGGUCUUUGGGUAAUUAUUGUUCAGUUUUGUCAUAAGUUCAUUUGGAACUAUUUCAAAUGCAAAUCCCAAUAUUUAUUGCGUGGCAACACACACACACACACACACACACAUACACCUGUAUAUAAGAUUGUGUGUAUUGAGGCUAAUGGAAAUAAGAGAGAGCUUUGGUUACUGAAUUA